Messenger RNA from Quercus robur (English oak), 1104 nucleotides. RefSeq lists its product as uncharacterized. The transcript is spliced from 2 exons. The record is from RefSeq and is a predicted model, not a curated record. Lineage: Eukaryota; Viridiplantae; Streptophyta; Magnoliopsida; Fagales; Fagaceae. The coding region runs from base 293 to 1096 and encodes 267 amino acids.
CUCCUAUUUCUACCCAAUCUGAUCCUGGCCCAAGACUUUCUAUUCAGGGUAGUCAGUAUUCAAAAAAGAGGUUGAGGAAGGAGUUUCACAGGUUUAGUCGUAAUCUUAGACAACAUUUGUUAUGUGGCUUCUUUGCCAAGAGGGAUAAUGGUAGUGAUCAGAGGAUUGAUGAAGAAUUACGGGAGGAAAAUUCAAGUCAGGCUCAUACUGUUGCUCAGCCACAGGUUGGUUCAAGCUCCGCACAUCCAAAUGGGUUAUAGGAAGCUGUCCUUGAUCAGCUUCCCCAACAACCAUGAGGAUUCUCAGUUGGAAUUGCAGGGGUUUGGGCAAAUCCUCUGCAAUUCGACAAUGUCAGAAAAUUGCCCACGAGUCUCGGCCUGAUAUUUUGUUUUUAAUGGAGACUCGACUUGUGAAGGACAGAGGCAAGUUGAUAUGGGAAAAAUGUGGCUUUUCUGAGGGUUGGGAAUUUCCUAGGACUGGCUUAAGUGGUGGGUUGCUGCUUGCUUGGAUGCCAAAACAAUGCCUCAUCAUCAAAUACGAGUCUAAGCACCUUGUUCACGCUGAUCUUGUUGAUAACAGAGGUAUCAUGAGAUCUAUCAAAAGCAUUACUGUACUGAGCAUAGGAUAUCUAGGCAGAAAAUUAUGGAGCAAGGGUUUCAAGGGCAAUGGAGCAUCAUCCUCAAGAUUUCUGGUGUCAAGCAUAGAAAAAAGAAAAGAGCUGCUUUUGCUUAUGAGGCUAGGAACAGGCAGGGUACAGUGGUGUUCUACGGAUGCAGCAGCAGUGCCGCUAACUCAGUCCCAGUUUGCUUUGCUUGAAGGUCUUAGAGAAGCAGCUGUAACAGCUUUUAGGCUUCAAUACAACCAGAUUUUGGUUUUGAGCAAUUGUAAUUUUUUGGUUCAGUUGUUUAACACAGGCCAAGUACCGGAUUGGGAAGGAAAAACCUUGUUUGCUGAUCUGCAGUCCUUAAAGCAAAGGGGUAUUUGUCUUUCCUUCCGUUGGAUCCCUGCUUUUGUGCUUGUUAAUGUAUAUAAUAUGGCUGCUAUGGCCUCCAGUGCUCCCAUGCACUUUCAAUGGCCACAGCACCUAACGUUGUAGUGCUCUGU